UCUCCCUUGGUGUUGCUGCCGGUGCGGAGGGGGACGCAAGGAGCACCUUGCUGUCUGUGCGUGCACGAGUCUCUCUCUCUCUCUCUCUCUCUCUCUCUCUCCGUGUUUCUAUUCCCAACUGGCAGAUAUCAGUGUCUGGCGGGAUGACCGGCGCAUAGGCUGCCGUUCAGAGGGGUGAGGAGAAGAUUGAGGAAGGAGUAAAAACUCGUGCUCACAUUCACUCUAGUUUCUCCUGCCUCCGCAAAGUGCUGUUUUACCCUUGUUCCGUCGUUUGCCGUCUCCGCACCCACCGGGAAGCUCUGGAAAGCACCUGCACCGAGGCGCAAAGCUUUCAUUGACAUUCCUGAGGAUUGCACCAGUUAGUCUCAUCUGGGUCUGUUAGAUACGCAGGUUGAGGAUGAUGCUCAGUCAGUGUGCAGCUGGGCGGCAGACCUUUUUCACUCUGAUCCUGUGGCUGCUUCUCUCUCCAGACUUGAGUGCAGCCUCCACCACAGUGAACAUGCGUAGGAUUACUCAUCCUACAGUACAACACAUGCUUGGAGGCAAAGCUGUCCUCCCCUGUGUCUUCACCCUUCAGACCAGCUCCUCCAACCAGCCUCUACACCUCCAGUGGACUCGCACAACACCACCAGCAGGAGGGCAGGGUGCUCCUCUGGAGCAGAUUGUGCUCUCUGUUAAAGGUGAUGUAAUCAAGGUGAAUAAGGCUUUCAGCGGACGUGUCAUGCUGCCAGGAUUCUUUGCCAACCCUCUGAAUGCUAGCAUGCAGAUCUCCAGUCUCCGUACCAACGACUCAGGCACUUACCACUGUCAGGUUGUCAUGGGCAACGACUAUGAGAGAGACACUGUGGCCCUUGUGGUCUUGGGUGUGGUGUUUCACUACCAGGCUCCUAACACCCGUUACACCCUCUCAUUCACCGAUGCACAGCGAGCCUGCCAAGAAAACUCAGCUCAGAUUGCCACACCGGCUCAGCUCUGGGCAGCAUACCAUGGUGGCUUUGCUAGCUGUUCAGCUGGCUGGUUGGAUGACCAGACUGUCCGUUAUUCUGUCCAGUCACCAGAGCUUGGUUGCUAUGGACACAAGGAGUAUUCUGCAGGAGUGAGGAAUUAUGGGAAAAGAGACCCGAAAGAGCUGUUUGAUGUGUACUGCUUUGCUAAAGAACUGGAUGGUGAAGUGUUUCACUCCUCAGUCCCAGGCAGACUGUCGCUGUCAUCAGCCUCAGACCGAUGCGUGUCCCUUGGGGGCCAGCUGGCCACGGUAGGACAGCUUUAUCUGGCCUGGAAGGCUGGCCUGGACAGCUGCGCCCCAGGCUGGCUGUCAGAUGGCAGCAUCCGCUACCCAGUUGCCUGGAUGCGCCCAGAUUGUGAAGGGAGCCAACCAGGAAUCCGCACUGUCACACCCAACAUCACUGCUGACAACACUACAGCAUUAUAUGAUGCUUACUGCUACAGAGGUAAAGUGAAGAAUACAGGCUCCAUCUCUCAGAUCUACACGUCCCUGUGGAAGCCCUGGAGCUAUCUUACAGACUCAAGCAAUGCUGACUCUGCAGGGACAGACGUUUCCAACCUGACUACACAGCAAACUGCCACGCUCAGAGGAUCCUCAAAUGGCGACAAUGCUUCAAGUUCCAACUGGACAGGAUUGGUUGACCUUGAUGAAGAAACCUUCCCUCACAGUUCCUCCAUAGAUCCUUGGUCAUCAGAGUCUUCAGGGUCAUUUAUGACACUUCAGUUGAACCCAGAACAGAGCUCCUUUGACUGGGGAGAGCCACUAGAGCCUGGCCCUGACUCUGAAGAGUUUCUCCAACCUCCAGUUGACCCGACUCCUGCUGAGGAAAAGGCGAUCUCAAAGAUUGUCAAGUCAAUCUGGAAGCCUUGGGACUACCUGGUGGGGAAUGAAGAUGAAGAAGGAACCCAAAUACCAACUGGCAAUGCAGAGAAUGAAGAGAUUAUAACAAUAAAUUCUGACACCGUGUCAAAUCCCUCCACUGUAGCAUCACCAGGACUCUUUUCUUGGGGGAGCUCAUGGUUCAGCAAUCCCUCAAGGGAGAACACAGCAGCCAGUGAAGAUUCAACCACUCCUCUGGCUUCUGCUUUGGCUUCGUCCAGUAACUCUAUGACUACAGAGAGCACCAAGAGCUUGAAGAGCUUAGAAACACACACAUUCACCGCCUCCAGCCCUGCACCUGAAAUCACCUUUGCCAGCAGAGAAAGCUGGACCCAUGUUGAAGUUGAGACCACAACACAGCAGACUGAAAAGAGAGAGGAAACAGUGACCUCCAGAGCUAGCGGCAGAGGAAGAGGAAGGGGGAAGAAGAACAGAGGGGAGGACAGGAACAAAGGGGAAGUAAAGGGGAGAGGAGAGGAGAAGAGGAAAGCAGAAGAAGAAGGGAGUGGAGAAAUUACUGGUGCAGAAGCAAAAGGGGAGAUUCAAGUCUCACAUCGACCAGUUGGAACAAGUAAACCAAGAGAAAGAUCCAGAGAAAGAUCCAGAGAGAGGGGCCACAGGAGAGGACAGUCCACCACCACUACGACCACCCCCACCACCACCACCAGCAGUCCUCUGGAGACCACAGUGAUGACCACAGUAGAGACAGAUAGUGACUUAUCUACCAAACAUCAGUUCAGUUUGUCUGCAGAGAACUCUUCCCUGUCAAGCUCACCGGAACCACAUCAAACUUCUCCAUCUUCAUUACCAUCAAGCUCACCAUCAAUAUCCUCUUCUCAAUCAUCCCAGUCCGAGUUCCUUUUAGAAUCCCAAUCUUUCCAUCCAUCCUCAUCCCUUCCCUCCUCUCCAAACACUUCCUUACCUCCAUCUGAUUCCCAUACCCCAUCCCUCUCUUCCUCACUGCCACCAUCCCCUUCCAACACCCCGUUGCAAACUCAAACCACUGGAUUGGCUGCAUCUUCUUACACAAACACCCGAGACAACUCCACUGACUCCCUAACAUCACUUCACUGGGUUCCAGUGGAGAAAAUGGCCAUAAACGGCUCUCUGGAUGAUCCUCUGUCACAGCCUGGACAAACAGAAGAUGUAGAACCAGCUUGGUCUCAUGCAGUGGGUUCAGGGGCCCUUUUACCAGGUAAUGUGGAGGAAGAAGGCAAUGGAGGACGAGUCAACGUCAGUACCACAACUCUCAUUCCAACAGUUGAGGUGGAGCCCUGCGUGACAAACCCGUGUCUGCAUGGAGGAAAGUGUCUUCCUCAGGGAACGGGAUACAGCUGCUACUGUCCACAAGGAUACGCUGGAGAAAACUGUGAGAUUGACAUUGAUGACUGCCAGUCCGAGCCUUGUGAAAAUGGAGGGACUUGCAUUGAUAAAAUUGAUUCAUUCCUCUGUCUUUGCCUGCCAAGCUAUGGAGGAGACACUUGUGAGAAAGACAUUGAAGGUUGUGAGCAUGGCUGGAGGAAGUUUCAUGGCCACUGCUACAGGUACUUCACCCACAGACACACCUGGGAGGAUGCGGAGAAAGACUGCAGAGAGCACAGUGCCCACCUCACUAGUGUCCUCUCCAACUCUGAACAGGAGUUCAUCAAUGGUCUUGGUCAUGACAACGCCUGGAUUGGUCUCAACGAUCGCACUGUGGAGGAAGACUUCCAGUGGACUGAUGGCAAUGAUCUGGUAUAUGAGAACUGGAGGGAGAGCCAGCCAGACAACUUCUUUGCAGGCGGCGAGGACUGUGUGGUGACCAUUGCCCAUGAGGAUGGCAAGUGGAACGACGUGCCCUGCAACUACAACCUGCCCUACAUCUGCAGGAAAGGCACAGUGUUAUGUGGGACCCCGCCAGCAGUGGAAAAUGCCCAUUUGGUAGGUCGGCGGAGAUCACAUUAUGACAUCCAUUCAGUGGUGCGCUACCAGUGCUCCGAAGGCUUCUACCAGCGUCAUAUCCCCACUGCACGUUGCCGGGCCGACGGGAGCUGGGAGCGGCCCAGGAUCAUCUGCACAAAGUCUCGGCGCUCACACCGGUACCGACGCCACCACCACAGUCUGCACCAUGAACGCCGCAGAAACAGGAGACACGGAGGGGAAGGGCACAAAACCAGAGAGGAAACACACAGCUACUACUGAACCAAAUAAUACAUCUGCAAUGCCUAGGUGCUAACCGUGGCCCAUAAAGACAGACAGUAGUUCACAUAACUCCCAUCUAGUUUCCUGCUUCUCACCACUCUCCCUGCUUAGCUUUAUUCCUCCUUUUAAAUAAAAUCAUCUUCUUCUAAGAUAAAGCUUAUCCCAUAAUCCCAUCCCUGAUUUUGGUUGUUUCUUCUUUUAACUGAGGUCCAUGCGAACACUUACUGUUAAACUUACUCUUAACACCCUCCCUAACGUCUCGGUAGAGUAACGUCUCCACCUGCCUAACAAACGAUAACCCUCUCUUGGUCUGUCAGACUGACAGCAGUGUGUGAGUGUGUCUGAAUGCAUGCAUGUAAGACAGACAUUUAGAGAAGUAUCACUUUCUUUUGUAAAAUUUGCUGUUUUGACAUGAGAAAUAACUCCUAGUAUUCUGUUUACACAGACAGCUGUGAUACGAGAUAGCUUUCCAGCCCUGUCAACCCUGAGCUGCUUGUAUGUGUACUGUAAUUACUUUUUCCAUAGAACACCUGAGUAACUGGUCUACUGAUAUGCUUUUUUCUAAUAUUUGCUGUUUGUGUAAUGUUACUAUUUAUUAUGAAUAAUUUGUUAGUGAAUAUGCUUACUUUUUUACUUAUACUCCAGAGAGGCAAGGUAACAUCAUUUUUUCUAUACCAGUGUGUAAGUCCAACAGUCAGUCAGUAACAAAAUGUAGAAUUUCAUUGCCUCUAAUCUCUGUAUUGUACAUAUUGUGUUGUGUGUUCAUGGCUGAUGCCUGAUCAUUAGCUGGACCUUGUCUAAUCAGUUAGACUUACCCAAAUCCAUAAGGACUCUCUAAAACAAAUUUCCCAUUUAUUUAGACUGUGAGUGGGAUUCUAAAAUACGCUCUUGAGACGAACACUUGAUUGUAUCAGAUUUGGUAAACACCCUCAAUCUUUGCACGGGUGUAUUUACACAAUGUGUAGAAUGUCACUAUUUUUUGUCUUUGGUCCCUUUGAUAUUUGAUCAGUCAUCCACUUUUAUGUUGUUCUUAUGACUUUUUGUCCUGCUGUUGUAUUCCAUUCUUAAUAAAGUGAAUAAAAUGA
Messenger RNA from Melanotaenia boesemani (Boeseman's rainbowfish), 5151 nucleotides. RefSeq names its product neurocan core protein-like. Bases 398 to 4066 code for a protein of 1222 amino acids. Gene Ontology annotation, molecular function: calcium ion binding; hyaluronic acid binding. The record is from RefSeq and is a predicted model, not a curated record. The transcript is spliced from 20 exons. Gene Ontology annotation, biological process: cell adhesion. NCBI's taxonomy places the organism in Eukaryota, Metazoa, Chordata, Actinopteri, Atheriniformes, Melanotaeniidae.